CUGAGUUAAGGGAGUCGCAAAUCUAGAAUACCGACUCUCUCUCUCUCUUCUCGCUCCGUUGAUUUCACUCUCUCUCCGCCGAUUGCCAUGGCCUCCGCCGUCGGAUCCGCCGCCCUUUCCCUCCUUGCUCUGUACCUCGCCCUCCUUCUCCUCGUCUCGCCGGCCUCCGCCUCCGACUAUGAUCACAAGUAUCAGCAGAAUGAACCGGUUACCCUUUGGGUAAAUAAGGUUGGACCUUACAAUAAUCCACAAGAAACGUACAAUUAUUAUAGUCUUCCAUUUUGUCGUCCUCCUGGCAAAGCUGUUCACAAAUGGAUUGGCCUUGGUGAGCUCCUGGGCGGAAAUGAGCUUAUUGAAAGCCAGAUUGAUAUAAAGUUUCAAAAAAAUGUGGACAAGGGUGUGAUAUGUCAACUUGAACUUGAUGAAGCAAAGGUCAAACAGUUCAAGGAUGCUAUUGAGAAUAAUUAUUGGUUGGAAUUCUUCGUGGAUGAUCUGCCUUUGUGGGGUUAUGUUGGUGAGCUGCAUCCUGAUAAAAACAGUGAUAACAAGCACGUGCUUUUCACACAUAAGAAUAUCAGCAUUACAUACAACAAAAAUCAGAUUAUUUAUGUUAAUCUUUCUCAAGAGAACCCAAAACCGAUGGAAGCAGGAAGAACAUUAGACAUGACAUAUUCUGUUAAAUGGAUUCCUACUACUGUCACUUUUGCUCGUCGUUUUGAUGUUUAUCUGGAUUACCCUUUCUUUGAACACCAGAUUCAUUGGUUCUCCAUUUUUAAUUCUUUCAUGAUGGUUAUCUUCCUCACUGGUUUGGUGUCAAUGAUCUUAAUGCGAACCCUUAGAAAUGACUAUGCUAAAUAUGCUCGGGAAGAUGAUGAUCUGGAGACUCUGGAAAGAGAUGUGAGUGAAGAGUCUGGCUGGAAGCUUGUUCAUGGGGAUGUUUUCCGGCCUCCUCCCAAUUUAGUUCUACUUUCAGCUGUUGUUGGCACAGGUGCUCAGCUAGCGUUGCUUGUUCUCCUUGUCAUCUUAUUGGCAAUUGUUGCAAUGUUGUAUAUCGGGAGAGGAGCAAUUGUCACAACUUUUAUAGUAUGUUAUGCUCUGACAUCAUUCAUUUCGGGUUAUGUGAGUGGCGGGAUGUACUCACGCAAUGGUGUUCGCAUCUGCGUACCUUCAUUUUCCCCUGAAUUCUUUCACUUCCUUUCCAAGGCAACAUACAUGGCUGAUGCUUUAGUUAGAGAAGCUUUUCUCUCGGCUUCCCUCCAAGUUCUUUUCGAUAGGUUGGCUUCUUCAGAGGUCCUCAACUUCGUAGGUGUUUAA
This is a messenger RNA of Vitis riparia (riverbank grape), 1314 nucleotides long. Its product is annotated as transmembrane 9 superfamily member 1-like. Gene Ontology annotation, biological process: protein localization to membrane. NCBI's taxonomy places the organism in Eukaryota, Viridiplantae, Streptophyta, Magnoliopsida, Vitales, Vitaceae. The transcript is spliced from 10 exons. The coding region runs from base 88 to 1314 and encodes 408 amino acids. Gene Ontology annotation, cellular component: endosome; trans-Golgi network; membrane. The record is from RefSeq and is a predicted model, not a curated record.